AUGGUUGACCAAUCCGGAUUCUCUGCUUGGAAGCUACCUUCUCGGAUUGAGCAAUCCUCAAUAUUGGAUCUUACAUAUCUCAAAGGUCGCGUCUCAUGGAUUCGUGAUGAGCUGGAUCCUCUUGUCGCUCGGAAUGGUCCGGAUACCCUACGGCCGGAUACUGUUAUUGUCCUGUUUAAAUUCUUCGAGCAAUUGCGGACAUCCUUGCCGACUCUUGAGAGUGUUCGCGAAUCUCGCAUACACCUGGCUCUUAUCGACAUCGCUAGACGCGCUACCAGAUGGCCAGUCAGACUUAUUGAGGAAGCCGAAGAGAUUAUCCACAAGUGGGAAUCAGAAUGGGGUCCACUUUCACAUAUCAAGGUCAAUCUUUACGACACAGGCGGCAGGUUACAUGGCAUCAGCACGCCCGAGGAUGUUCAGCGAGAAGUAUUGCUUGUUAAAUGGUCACGAAAGGAGACUUCAUGGGUCAAUCCGAAUUUCGCAAGGCGGAACGGAGACCUCGGAUUCAAGCCUGGAGACUGGUGGAUCAACCCCAUAUUCGCGUUUCAUGAUGGUAUCAUCGCCAGCACUACAUCCGAUAGCUGCGUCACUACCUGCUUCCAACAGGCCUACGCCUUACUAUUAGCAGAUGGCGAUGAGCUUGACUGUAAAGAUCCAGCACACUUCACGUACCGCUCAACGCCUGGAGAUGCUAGACGAUAUCGCCUUUGCGCAGGUACGCUUGCUUCCAGACAACCCGUUCGUGUCCUCCGGAGUCAUACCCUCCGCAGCUUCUGGGCUCCACGCGCUGGCAUCAGGUACGAUGGUCUGUACAAGGUUUCUGGAUGGCGAAUCGUCCAAGACCCGACAACGAAAGCCAUUAACUAUCACAUUUCGUUUGACCGUUUGACUUCAGAGCCACCGAUUGAUCCGGUGCUGCAACACCCAACUGCGGGCGAGUUGGAUGACUACGCCGAGUACAAGCGUAUUCGAAAAGAAGUUCGUCUGAAUCGUAACCUUCUCCGACAUGGACUGCGAUUUGGUGUGCCAAGUUCUGCACCUCAACCAGCCCAGGACCGUAUGUCCCUGACCAAAAAAGCGGAGAGCGCCGACACUAUUAAAUCCAUCAAGAAGCCCAUUGCCCAACGGAGGGGAAGCUCGUUACACAUCCAAACUUCGGCAUCCGAAACUCCAUCCAAACAAGACACGCCUUCCAAGGCGGAAGAGAAUCCAUUCUUCGCUAGUAGACCCAGCACGAACUCUGAUGACAAUCCUUUCUUUUCUGGAGGCCUGGAUGCACAAACCGGUCUUGGCAAUGUCAAUACUUUGCGACCUGAUAUGAUCAAUUACGCACCUGUAUUACAUGCCGCUUCCGCUGCAGGUGCGGCCAUCGACCCAUUCUUUGCACGUGCUUUGGAAGAGCAAGCAGCCAAAAGGGUAGCUGCUUUUAGGUUAAGCAGUGGAUCGCUGCCAUCACUUGCGUCCGCAAAAUCUAGGAACGUUGGUCUCAGUGGAAGGAAACCAGUGAUAGGAUUCAUUGGCGUGAUUCACGAGUCUGACGAACACAAGACUCCUCCGGACACAAGGCGGGAUUCUCAAAGCCCAGUCUCACAAGAGCGUAGUGCGGCUUGA
This is a messenger RNA of Aureobasidium subglaciale EXF-2481, 1611 nucleotides long. RefSeq lists its product as uncharacterized. The transcript has 2 exons. The coding region runs from base 1 to 1611 and encodes 536 amino acids. The record is from RefSeq and is a predicted model, not a curated record. NCBI's taxonomy places the organism in Eukaryota, Fungi, Ascomycota, Dothideomycetes, Dothideales, Saccotheciaceae.